Messenger RNA from Darwinula stevensoni, 2933 nucleotides. Lineage: Eukaryota; Metazoa; Arthropoda; Ostracoda; Podocopida; Darwinulidae. The record is from the annotation of a GenBank genome assembly.
AUUGUAUUCAUAUGUCUAACCAUUUAAUGAACACCUACGCACGCCAAGCGGUCACCUUUACUAAAGGAGAAGGCGUUUGGCUUUGGGAUACUAAUGGAGAAAAAUAUUUAGAUGCAUUAGCCGGCGUUGCAGUGAAUGGUUUGGGUCAUGCGCAUCCAAAGUUAGUAAAAGCCAUUAGCGAGCAAGUGGCUAGGCUAAUUCAUGUUUCUAAUAUUUACAAUAUUACUGAACAGUCCGACUUGGCCGAUAAGCUUUGUGAAAUUUCUGGCAUGGAUAAAGUAUUCUUCUGUAAUUCAGGCUGUGAAGCAAAUGAAGCGGCAAUUAAGUUAGCGCGGCUUUAUGGACAUAACAAGGGUAUUGAAACACCUGAAAUCAUCGUGAUGGAUAAAUCAUUUCACGGGCGCACCAUGGCCACCCUUUCUGCGACAGGAAAUCGAAAAGUGCAAGCAGGGUUUGAGCCGCUGGUGAGUGGUUUUGUGCGUGUGCCCUAUGAUGAUAUAGAAGCGGUUAAGCAAGUGGCUUCUCGUAAAAAUAACGUGGUGGCUAUUUUGGUAGAACCAGUGCAGGGCGAGGGCGGCAUUAAUAUACCAAAAGAUGCGAGCGGUUAUUUAGAAGCCUUGCGCGAAAUAUGCGAUGCGAACGGUUGGCUACUAAUGUUAGACGAGGUACAAACUGGCAUAGGCCGCACUGGCACUUGGUUUGCAUUUCAGCAUACAAAAAUCAAGCCCGAUGUGAUGAGCUUGGCAAAAGGUUUAGGCUCAGGCGUGCCAAUAGGUGCCUGUGUAGCCAGUGGCGCGGCAGCUGUGGUAUUUACUUAUGGUAAGCAUGGUUCCACAUUUGGCGGCAACCCAUUGGCAACAGCGGCUGGACUUGCAACACUCAACAUUAUUGAACAAGAAAAAUUACGCGAGAAUGCGGAAGAAAUUGGCAAUCUUAUUCGUACAGGCUUGUUAGCUACGUUUAGCGAAACUAAAGGUGUAGUGACCGUUCGUAAUGCGGGUUUAAUGAUAGGUAUUGAGCUGGAUAGACCUUGCGCAGAAUUGGUAAAAAUGGCAUUGGCUGAAAAGUUGCUAAUUAACGUGACUGCUGAAAAAGUGGUGCGGCUAUUACCACCAUUAAUAAUGAGUCAAGCCGAAGCGCAAGAGUUAUUUAAUGAUUUAACGCUUGAUGAGUUAGAGCAUGUUUUUGCGCGCACUAAAAUCAUCAAGCAGCAGUUUAAAGCUUAUCAGCAAUAUUGGCCUUUACAAGACCGUACAUUGGUGAUGAUUUUUGAAAAAGCCAGCACGCGUACUCGCCUUUCAUUUGAGGCGGGGAUGCACCAAUUGGGCGGUUCUGCAAUUUAUUUAAAUACCCGCGAUUCUCAACUUGGCCGUGGCGAACCCGUUGAAGACGCUGCGCAAGUAAUAUCGCGCAUGAGUGAUAUCGUGAUGAUUCGUACCUAUGAACAAGACAUUAUUGAGCGCUUUGCAGCUAAUUCACGCGUUCCAGUAAUUAAUGGCCUCACUAACGAAUAUCACCCAUGUCAAAUUUUGGCAGAUAUUUUUACUUAUAUUGAGCAUAAAGGCUCAAUUAAAGGUAAAACGGUGGCGUGGAUAGGUGAUAGCAACAACAUGUGCCAUACAUGGUUGCAAGCCGCAGAAUUGCUAGAUUUUAAUGUACACGUUUCAACGCCACCUGGCUAUGAGGUUGAGCCAGAGCGCGCUAACUUGUAUGGUCACGAUCAUUUUGAAACCUUUGCAGACCCCAUGGACGCUGCCAAAGGCGCCGACUUGGUGACGACGGAUGUGUGGACCAGCAUGGGUUUUGAAGCGGAAAAUGAAGAGCGCAUGCCCUAUUCUGGCGGUCUUGAUACUUCAGUGAUUUUGAAGUGGUUACAAGACGAAUACCAAUGUGAUAUCGUCACGUUUACCGCAGAUUUAGGGCAAGGCGAAGAGUUAGAGCCUGCACGUGCUAAGGCAAAAGCGGCUGGCAUCAAAGACAGUGAUAUUUAUAUUGAUGAUGUGCGUGAAGAAUUUGUACGUGACUUCGUGUUUCCGAUGUUCCGCGCCAAUACGGUUUAUGAAGGCGAGUAUUUACUAGGCACUUCAAUUGCACGCCCUUUAAUUGCGAAACGUUUAAUUGAAAUUGCGCGUGAAACCAAUGCUGAUGCUAUUUCACACGGUGCAACAGGUAAGGGUAACGACCAAGUGCGCUUUGAGUUGGGUGCUUAUGCACUUAACCCAAACAUUCAUAUUAUUGCCCCAUGGCGUGAGUGGGAUUUGCUCAGCCGUGAAAAACUCAUGGCUUAUGCUGAACAACAUGGUAUUUCUGUCGAUAUGAAGCAUAAACAAGGUGGUAGCCCAUACUCGAUGGAUGCCAACUUAUUACACAUCUCAUACGAAGGCCGCCACCUAGAAGAACCGGCGGCGGAAGCAGAAGAGUCCAUGUGGCGCUGGAGUGUUAGCCCUGAAAAAGCACCUGAUGCGGCUGAGUAUCUAGACAUUGAAUUCGUGAAUGGCGACCCUGUUAGCCUAAGUGGUGAAGCAAUGAAGCCGCAUGAGUUGUUGGCACAUUUGAACAAAAUUGGCGGCAAACACGCACACCGCGCGAUUGAAAGUAUCACCCUUGACCGCGAAGUGGCACACUUAAAAGACGACCUCAUGCCGCGUUACGCUAGCAUGAUUUAUAACGGCUACUGGUGGAGUCCAGAACGUAUUGCAUUGCAAACCUUAAUUGACCAUACACAAAAAUCAGUAAAUGGCUGGGUGCGCGUCAAAUUAUAUAAAGGCAAUGUGAUUGUAACGAGCCGUGAUAGUAAAACAGAUUCAUUAUUUGAUUCAUCCAUUGCCACUUUUGAAGAUGACAAAGGCGCUUAUGACCAAAAAGAUGCAGGCGGCUUUAUUAAAUUAAAUGCGUUGAGGAUGCGAAUUGCCGCGAAUUUAAAAAAUAAGAAA